AUUAAUACCCUCAACAACGAAGACCACCGUUGACCGGACUAGCUAGAUCGUCGGCGGCGAGAAAAUCUGAAAUUAUCAUGGAGAAGAAGAUAGACCUGAUUUUUAUUCCUGCCCCAGGCGUCGGCCACAUGGUAUCCAUGGUGGAAAUGGCCAAGCUCAUAGUCGCACGUGACCACCGUCUCUCCAUCACCGUUCUCGUCAUGAAACGACCCGGUUCCAUUACCGAUCUAGGCUCAUUCGCUAAAUCCUUAUCCAUCCACGGAGAUUUCGACCAAACCCACAUACGAUUCAUCGAUCUCCCUGAACCCCAUCCAGACUCCGUCGCCAAAUUCAAGAACGCUGUCCCUUUCUUUGCCAGUACGGUUGAGGUUCAAAAACCGAUCGUCCGUGAAGCCAUCGCGACCGAGAUAAUCGGCCGGCCCGAUUCGGGAAAGUUCGCCGGGAUCCUAGUCGAUAUGUUCUGUGCUUCUUUGGUUGAUGUGGCUAAGGAGUUUGAUGUUCCUAGUUAUAUCUAUAUCCCUUCCGGCGCCUCUUUCCUUGGCUUGAUGUAUUAUAUGAAUUCCUUAAGAGACGAACAGGGGAGGGAUGAAUCUGAAUUUAUGAACUCCGACGCCGACGCCAUUCUUAACAUGCCCAUCUUCUCCAAUCCUUUUCCGGCCAAGUUGCUUCCUUUAGUGAGUAUCGACAAGGGUAGUGGGUCGACUAUGUUUCUUGACCUACCCAAAAAGUUUAGUUUAGCCAAUGGAAUUGUGGUUAAUACAGUCGCCGAGAUUGAGUCACGGGCGAUUAGUGUUCUCUCCGGCGAUGAGAAAGUCCCACCUAUUUAUCCGGUGGGUCCGAUUCUAAAUCACAACAAGAACGUCGGAGAUAAGCACGACGAGAUCAUGAGGUGGUUGGACAAUCAACCGCCUUCGUCAGUGGUUUUCCUCUGUUUCGGGAGUAUGGGCACAUUCAGUGAGGCGCAAGUGAAGGAGAUCGCGGUGGCGCUUGAACGUAGCCGUCACCGGUUCUUAUGGUCAUUGAGAAGGCCUUCGAUUGAAAACAAACCCACCCUUGCGAAGGAAUACGAUGACCCGACUGAGGUCCUGCCGGAAGGGUUUUUGGAGAGGACGGGAGAAAUGGGGAAAUUGAUUGGAUGGGCACCGCAAGUGGAGGUUUUGUCGCAUAAAGCGGUGGGGGGAUUCGUGUCGCACUGCGGGUGGAAUUCGACGCUGGAAAGUCUGUGGUGCGGUGUGCCGGUGGCGACUUGGCCGUUGUACGCGGAGCAACAGAUGAAUGCGUUUAUAAUGGUGAAGGAAUUGGAAGUGGCGGUGGAAGUUAAGAUGGAUUAUAGGAAGAGUUUUAGUGGAUUAGAAGACGGCGAUAUGAAUAUCGUGGCGGCGACGGUGAUCGAGAACGCGAUUCGGCGAUUGAUGGAAGUUGGGAGGAGCGAUAGGGUGAAGAAAACGAGCCAGGAAUGCCGGUCUGCCGUGAUUGAAGGAGGGUCUUCGUAUGUCUCUCUAGGCCGGUUCAUUGAUGACGUCAUCAACAACGUCUCUAUUUUAUGAAUUAGGGCAAUAUUAUGUAUCAAAAUUAUAUAUAUAUAUUGAAAACUUAUUAACGUAAAUUUAGACACCUUUUCCAUUAAAUCUUCA
Molecule: messenger RNA, 1634 nt
Organism: Impatiens glandulifera
Lineage: Eukaryota; Viridiplantae; Streptophyta; Magnoliopsida; Ericales; Balsaminaceae
Product: anthocyanidin 3-O-glucosyltransferase 2-like
Exons: 2
Coding region: 78-1547 (489 amino acids)
Molecular function (GO): UDP-glycosyltransferase activity
Source: RefSeq, a predicted model, not a curated record